GGGAGAACCAAUUACGUAAAGAUUUUUUGCCCGCACAGCCACCGGGCCACCGGUGCCGCAGUUCUUGCCAUCUUCGUCCGAGCUUGCACUCCUGCUCGUUUUUUCACUAGCUUUAGCCAUCGAAGCUGAAGACUACUAGACAAACCGGCCCCCAAGAACACGUGAAAAGUUUUCUGUGCAGCCCCUGGUGCUCCUGCAUCACUCCAGCACUUCUUCCAAAACAAUGGCGGACCACCACGACCCGGGCGGCGACGUCCUCGACCUGAAUCUCUACGGCGGUAAAAUCAGCCGGUUGUCCGCGCAGUUGCACGUGCCGCGCACGGCCGCCCAGAAGCUGAUGCAGCAACACCCGCAGUCGCGCUCCUCCAGAAGGAAAGCUAGCAUCCGCGGCGAAGUGUUCUCCGCCGGUGCUGGUGGAGCAUCAACGCAUCUGACCCACGGCGCCGACCCUAUCGUCAACGGCGUGGAGCUCAUGCACCGGAAGGAGCAAAGACCCUUCGGCGGCGCGCCGAACCUGCGCAACGGUGUUAGUAACGGACUACACCCUGCUCAUGCGCAAAACUCGACCAAUUCUUCCUCCUCUUCCCUCGGGAUAAGUUCCAGCAUGCGGAAACAGCUGCUUCGCGGAGGAUCCAGCGGGAACGGGGAACUGUUCAGCCAGGGGGCAACCGCGGCGCAACAUGUGGCGAUGAUAGGAGGUGCAGCUGGAAGCAGCAAUUGUAACUCUACGUCUUCACCGAGUCACAAUCUGUUGCACAACUUGCUCUCGGCAUCACCGCCAAGCGAUACGGGAUGAAAGACUUUUAAACACUCAAGGGGUGGAAUAAAAUUCGAUCGUGUUUUGUUUAUGCAAAGUCGACGGUUGUGCACGCAGCAAAAAGUUCGCUGUCCCAUAAGAUGUUUCGAACUUUACUACUUCUCGUUGAAACCUGUAUUUCACCUUGAUUGAUGAAAAUCUUUUCACCCCCAUACCCCCCGGACCGCACCAGGCGCCGUUUGGCUGGAGCCCGGUAGACGUCACUUCGGUAGACAACUCGCCGGAAAAACAACUCGCAUCAAAUUCGAAUUCACCGGGGAAACAAGACGGUGGAAUAAAUGCUGACCAUGACAUGCUGACAAGUGGAGCACCAAGUACAACAUCGGCAAGAGGACAAGGGGCAAACAAGAUGAACACUUCCCCGAACAACAUUCUUCUGAUGCCGCUCCCCCGGUCGCCGAAGCCCCGGUCGUUGCGCAGGAACCACAACAGCAGUAACAACCCGCCCAGCCAGAGCCAGCUCAUGAAUCCGCCAAUGGGUGGCGGGGCGGUGGUGUGUUCAAUGAGCGGGAACAGUGCGAGUAGCAGCUCGAGCAGUUCGUUUAGUUGUGCGCAUGACAGCGGGUUGAAAAUGAAAAGUUUGUCAUCGCCAAGUGGAGCAGUUACAACAAGUGCUGGCACUACUGGCACGACCACGACACCUUCUGCGGCGACGAGUAGUUACGUUCGGAUUAUCAGCGGGAAGACGAGUAUGGCAACUGCGGCAAGUGGUCCUCCGAGUGUCGCCGGCGAUAGCGGGCAAUUUCUGCAGGGGGAGCUGCAGCUGCAGGUCAACCCCGGAGGAACUGCAGCUGCGCAACACUUAAGCAAAAAGGUUGCACCGAACCCGCAGCUUGCGAUCGGUAAUAUCAACACGGCGGAGAACAGCAAAUCCGUUUCGCCGAUCGACCCGCCGUUUUCCGCGGGCCCGAUGCCCGGCAGUCCGAUAUCAUUUGUAAAAACGUCCCCACCCCAGAGUUGUAUGUAGUGAGGCCACCGAACGGUUCUAACCGGGGAGUUUUUUUGCCAGCCAGACAGCAAAACGGCCGUCAGUUUUCAAGCGGGCGGAAGUGUUUUUUGACAUAAAAAGUUUUUAAUUAUCAAGCGGCUCUGGCUGUGUCGGCACCGAAUCGCCAGCGGAUUCUAUCGAUCGCCGCUGGGUAAAACGACGCAGGGGAGCCGGCAAAAGGGGCGCCCUUCUGAGGCGCCCACCGCCUUGGUUUCUGGCGGUUUGGGGCGCCCAAAAAGCAGCGCGAAAAAAACGCGCCCAAAAUCAAAACAGCGAAACAGCAUGGCACGGCCGCGAUUUCGGAGCAUUUUGGGCGGCCGCGAAAGCGGCAGCCUUUUCGCCGGUUUCAGAGCCUGGGAAGCUUUACAAAAAGCGCCGGCGUGAAAAAUAGAAACGCGAAAAAGAAAAAGCGCCCCGGACGCGCAAAGCCAAUCCGCAUGCUAUGGGCCCGAUUUUCCUUCGCUUUUUGGGCGCCCCCCGUGGCGCCCGGAUCGGCUCCAUAGCAUGGGGGCUGGCUUUCGGGAAGGAAUUUCGGAGAUUUGCCAAAAUUUGCGACGUUUAUGGAGCGGCCGCCAUACCGUGCUGCCUAACGUUACUCACGGCGGUAUGGCGGCCCCAGAAACAGCAAAGCCGCGGCCAAGGCGACGCCCGGCAAGAAAACGCCCACGACCUCACUACCUCCGCCCCGGCGGCUAUAUUUGGUAAUGCAAAUCUCCAUGCUGAGAAUGUUUCUCAUGCGGAGACCCAUGAGAAGUGGUCUGUAUUGGUUUUUUGCAAUUUGUGAUGCGCACAUCCGCAUGGUAUGCGAGAUCUGUGAUGCUGCUUCACUAGCUAAACACUCCUACAUUGCGAAUCCAAAUUUGUCACGCGCAACAGCCGAAGCUGGUGGAUUUGUGUAGCACAUUUGCCAUCUUGACUCUGGGGUGGGGACGUUUUUGCUCACCAUAUCCGAGUCGGUCGAGUCACCUGCGAAGGCCGAACAGUGUGGCGGCGCUGGUUGCGGGAAUGGGUGCAGCGGUAUCUUCUUCGUCUGGUAGUGGAAGCAGUACUAAAAAUCACGCGGGGGCUGGCAAUAUUAGUGCGGGGCUUGCCGGCCCUGGUGGUAGCAAUCAGCAAAAUGUUGCCAAUCUGCCAAAGUCACCGCCAAAUAACUCCAGCGCAACUGCAGCAGGUUCGGUAGAGCCGCCCCAAAAUUCCGCCUCCCGCGAUUUCCUUCCGACCCAGCUGAACCCAAAUGCGAACCUCGUGAUUUUAAAAAGGGACAACUUCCUGCACUCCCCUGGUGGAGCGAGUUUGCCCAUCGGGCUCGACCACGUAGAAGGAGCAAAUGGCGGCUCAACCACGGCGGGAGCUGCUGCGAGGAUGUCAAGCGAUUUCUUGCCAUCCGCAACUGGUAAUUCUGCAACGCGACCUGGAUCCAGCGCCACGCCCGAGCAGCAAAAGAUGCUGAUCACGAAAGACACCGUGAAGGAGAUGAAUUCGAGCCAGACGAAAUUUCUGCAACCGAAAAUGAAUCCACAGCAAUCUCCCGGUACCACGCUCGCCAUGUCCCCGCUCCCCGCGGGGAUGUCUCCUUUACCGAUAUCCACGGAGAACGACAUGGUGGUUCUGUCCGCCGCAGCGUCACCGGUGCGCCCCAUGCAAAUGUUUCCCAGCAGUGGGGGGACGAACAGCAGUCUCGCGAGCCAACAGCUGGUUAAUCCCGGUUCCCCGUUGAAAGUGGAAAGGGACAACACGACGGUCGGACAGAAAUUUGCGAGUUUCGGUGGGGACAGAGACGCAUCAAACGAGGUGAGCAAAAAGCAGAUGCGGUUGUCGCCGUUGGUCAUGCACAGUGACGAUUUCAUCCGGGGCAAUAGCCAGAAUAACGUGGGGUACGGGCAACAAUUUCUGUUCAAUACAGAAGACCGAGAACCCGACGCGGUGUUGGUUGGCACGGGAAACAGUGCGAGCUCUAGUUCCAGAAGGGAUUACAACAGGAUCGGCGGAGGACAGCAAAACGUGAAAAACAUGAUCACUCGACAGCAGGUGGUGCCCCUACUCGGUCCGACACCACGAGGUCAUCAACAACAGCAGCAAAUGAACCAGCACGCGAGUCACGCCUCAAACCUCACCAGCGAAAAUGCGGCUCUGAAACUUCGGCAUGAGACGGCGAUUACGAAAAGCUCCCAUUCCAGCAGUACGAGCAUCUCCCUGCAAAAAUCAAAUUCGCUUUUGAAUACCGCUGUGGAAAAACUGUUGGCGGAAAGGAACAGCGGCGCAACAUCACAGCAGCAGCAGCAAGCCCAGUACAAUUCUCGGUCGUCCGUUGUGGCGGAGCGGUUGCGGACCAUUCCGCACCGGAAAACCUACGGGGCCACGACGCUCGGUCCGGGGAAUGUGGAUGCGGGCUCGGGGAAUGUGAAUGACGCCUCGGACACGGCGUCGACUGCAGCUGCGUCGGCGGUGCAGGAGGUAUAGCUUUUGACUUGGAUAAGAUGAAUUCAGCAUGUCGAUGAAAAAAGUAGAUAGAAAUGUAUGAUGAAAGUGCGUCGUGUAGUACACCGCGAUUGACGGAAUGGAGGAUCUGGAAGAUGCGCUUCGCGAGUGACCUAAGCGGCGGUGCUGCGCGAAGUAGUUAGCUUGAAGUGAUUCGCGAACGACUUGAGGCUUCCUUUAAGUGCUUCGCGAACGACUUAAGACUUCUUAAGUGCUUCGCGAACGACUUAAGAGCUCGGAACAAGUGCUUCGCGAAAGGUUUUAGGGCUCUUAAGUGCUUCGCGAACGACUUAAAUGCUCAGAAGUGCAGCUUCGCGAACGACGUAAGCCUAAGUGCUUCGCGAACGACUUAAGAGCUUAAGUGCUUCGCGAACGACUUAAGAGCUAAAGUGCUUCGCGAACGACUUAAGCGUAAGUGCUUCGCGAACGACUUAAGCCUAAGUGCUUCGCGAACGACUUAAGAGCUUAAGUGCUUCGCGAACGACUUAAGGGCUUAAGUGCUUCGCGAACGACUUAAGAGCUUAAGUGCUUCGCGAACGACUUAAGAGCUAAAAUGCUUCGCGAACGACUUAAGGUUAAGUGCUUCGCGAACGAGUUAAGGCCAAGUGCUUCGCGAACGACUUAGGCUAAGUACGACUUAGGGCAUCAGUAGUGCGUGUAUCACUUUUGGCCAAAGUGCUUCGCGCACUACUUAAGUCAAGACUUUGCCCUGGUUUCACGCGCGGCUUAGGUUGAUUCCACGAAAACAAGUUCUUUUCCCGAUGAAACUCCAAAACCCUAAAACACCAACAGCUCCCCCACCGUCUUUCUCGCCCGACGAGCGCCGCACGGCACUACCCGAUGCGCGUCGGCACAGCAGCAGAGGCCGCCGACCCGUCCCAUUCCCGCUUUUUGAAGAGCCGACAGGAGCAUAACUUAAACCGAGAGUCCACUACUGCCCAAGGGACGCGGGGCGGCCGGACCGCCUCGGGACAAAUCGACUACGUGAAGGCGUUUAAGGUUUCGGACGACGCGGCGGAGAGCUUAGUCCGGCCGCGGUUUUUUUCUUCCUCGAACGUCGCUACGCCGGUGAAUGAUAGCACUUCUGACCAACACAAGCUCGAUUUCAACAUCAAGCCGACAGAUCCAGCGGUAAGGAAAGUGAGAGCCAAAUACGCUGCAGAGCAGGAGCGGAAGAGGCGGAAAAGGUUUUGUGAUUACCUAUCGCAGAUGAAAUGGGGAGCAUCAAAUAGUAGUAAAACGGGCGAAAAUGCAGCAGCAGCUGCAUCGAAUGGUUUAUUCAAGACCGAGGUUUUCACCGAUACAGAAGAGCAAUUCGAAGAGCAAGACUUCACGAAAAACAACACGACGCCCCGGGGAUUGCUCGCCAGGCAGCUGAUGAAGGAAGCACAGUUGCGGAAGCAAAUGGGAAUCGUGACGGACGGAGGUGAUGAGAAUUUGGAACAGCAGGAACAAAUAUUAAACCCGGGUGGCGGAGCCUCCAAUUCCCGCCCGGACAGCAGAACCAGCUCCGUUUCUAACACGACGACAACGACGAAUGCUGGCGCUGUUGUUCCUGCCGCGGGUGAACAAGUUGUGAGCAACUAUCACCAAGUUCGAAAGUCCAACGGCGGGCCGACGACCACCGCUGCUGGGAUUGCAACGCUGAACAAAAAGACGAAGAAGGGCAGGAUCAUGGCGAACCGGCACCCGCAGUCGGACACGGUUUCCUUGCUCGAGUCCGCCUUUCCCCAGUUCCUCGGCCCCACGGUGUACUUUGAAUACCCGAACCAGAUGCAAUAUCCACGAGUCAUGGUGAAAUCUUCCGCGGUUUUGACAUCUUCAAGCUUGACGGAACAAGAACAUCAACAUCAGCAGCAAAAUAGUAAUCGGUUCAACACGGCUAUCACAGGAAAAAAGUGUGUAAGUGUAACUUUCUUUGGGAAACAGCAUCACAAAUUUGCUCUACAUGACAGAGAACACCUGUCAUGCGUGGCUUGUAAGGGAAAACACACAUGAAAAGAGGACUCCAUGGCUGUCUGGCAUGACAGGCGCAACUCUGUUGCAUGUUCUGCAACACAAAUUUACACUUACACAGUUUUUUUCUUGCAUAACGGCGGAUAGACUAGCGGAGAAGGCGAAGAACGCGAGGAUUUUCAAAAAUUAUGGAUUGUAAAAAUGUCUGGGUCUGGAAGAAUGGGAGGUCUGUCAUGCUCUGCCAGCAUGACCCCAAAGUCUGUCAUGCGCGUUACCCAAGAGCCCCACUUUUCUGUCAUGCAGAAAAGCGGUUUGUCAUGCAGUAGAAUAGGCAUAGCUAGCACCUAGAAGCUCAGAAAUUUGUCAUGCUGAGCCAGCACUUGUGGCCGCCUCAUGAUACGCCACCCAGCAUCACAAGUUUCCAGACAUCCAGGGAUAUUUGCAUUUGAUAAAAAUCUUAACGGGACGAAAAUCCCGACCAUGUACUGGCUGCACACGAACAAGGUAUGGAUUGCAAAAAUGUCUGGGUCUGGAAAGUUGUAAUGCUGACUUGUGAAUAGAGAACUCUCUUUAAUGCACAGCCAAGCAUGAGAAAUAAUAUGCGCGCUGCUUAGUGUUGCGAUUUCCGCAUGACAAGCUCCGUUUUGCAUGACAAGCAAAAGGGUUUCUUCUUGGACACGCAUACAUGCCGGACAAGCAAGACAGACCUUGCAUCCUUCCAGACCCAGACAUGUUUGCAUUCCAUACAAGGUACACGUGUACAAUUGUGUUUUGAAUUCCAUGAAGAAAGGGGGUUUGCAGUACUACGACAGCAAAAUUGAGUCGACUCACCCCCGGUACUCGUUAAUUUGGAACGGCCACUUCAAGCCGGAGAAGCUGCGGCAGAUGCACAGCUAUGCAAUGCAAAAGAAUCGCAGAAGUGUAAAUCGCAUGACAAAUCUCUUCAGGAAAAAAGCUGCAAUUUCUCAUGCGGAGUUUGGUAGGAACGCAGAUCUGUCAUGCAUAGUUGCGAUUGAAAUACUGAGUGCGAUGCUUUUGCAGUGCAUAACAGCCUGCAACGGACCAACCACUUCCCCUACUCCUGGUAUUUGGGUCGGAAAGACUUGAUGUGCCGGAACAUCAUGAGGAUGAAGCGGCAGUAUAUCAACGAGUUUGACAUCACACCGGAGACGUUUAUCCUUCCAGAGGACGGGAAGAAGUUUUUGGAAGUGUUGAAAUAUCCAAGAAAAAAAAUGUUUUAGUGUAAGUCUUUUGAUGGGAAAACAGCAUCACAAGUUGGUCUGCCAUGACAGGAAAAACUUGUUAUGCGCAGAUAGGAAGGGAAAACACACAGGAAGCAACCCGAUCAUGCAUGUUGAGCAUGACAAGUGUAACUGUUUUGCAUUUUCUGCAUCACAGAUUUACACUUACACAGUUCUUUUCUUGCAUAUGAAAGGAGGAAAUCCUAACAAGAACAGCUCGUCCUCCAGCAACGCGAAAAUCAAGUCCGACCUCUGGAUCUCGAAGCCGGUGAACUCCUCCUGCGGAAAAGGGAUCAAAUUGAUCGGGUCGCACAGCUAUGCAUUGCAAAAGUAUCCACUCUUAGUAAUCGCAGUCAUGCAUUACAAAUUUUCAUCCCGAGGUAAAACAGCAUCACAAAUUCCAGUCGUCAUGCUGAGCGAAUUUGUAAUGCGAUUACCACUAGUACGAUGCUUUUGCAGUGCAUAACAGCAACGGGCUGGAGAAGAUGGCGAAGCAGUACAGAGUGGUGCAGAAGUACGUGAAUCCGCCGCUGCUGAUCAAGGGCUACAAGUUUGAUUUGCGGAUUUACGUGGUGAUCACCAGCUUCGACCCCUUGAAGAUCUACUUGUUCCGGGAGGGAUUGGUGCGGUUCGCGACGGAAAAGUACUCGGCAGAAAGGAAAUCAGAUUUGCGGUCCAGAAAGGUGCAUCUGACAAACUACUCCGUGAACAAAAACGCGACAAAUUACAAAAAGAACAUGGAUGGAGGUAUUGAUACGGAUUUCGAUGUCGUGUUGCAGUGUUUCAUCGUUUAUUUCAUCUCAUGGCAAUAAAGGGUGCUAAGAAAUUACGUGAAGUUUUCAUUUUUUUCCCUUGAAAGCAUUACAAAAAUCUACUGCACUUCUAUCAGCCGCCCCCCGCACCAGCUCCACAUCGACCGCCACUUCCCCGCAAAAGCAGACGCGCGCGUCCACGCCUAGUGGCACCAUAAUUACCGCUGGUACAACAAGAGGCCAAGAACCGCAAGACCAGGACGAAGACAUUACGCUGGGCUCGGAGAACGAAGACGAGAACGACCCAACGGAACCGCCGGAAGAGCCCGGCGACCAGGAGGAUGUAGAUAUCGAAGACCAGGACUCCGAAAACGAAUCGUUUUGCGGGGAGGAAUAUCAACUGCAAAUACGUCUGGGCCUGGCAGGAUGCGAGGUUUGUCAUGCUUGUCUGGCAUGACUGAUGAACGUGUGAUGCGUGUCCAAGAAGAGAUCCUUUUGCUUGUCAUGCAAAAACGCAGCUUGUCAUGCGGAAACUGCAACACCAAGCAGCGCGCACUACUUCUCAUGCUUGGCUGUGCAUUUAACAGAGCAUUCACUAGUAUUCCCACCCCAGCAUUACAAGUUUCCAGGCUCAGACAUGUUUGCAAUGCAUAAGGAAGAAGAUUUGGAAAACGAAGGCCCGGAAUCGAAGUGGUCCCUGUCGCAGCUAGAAGAGUACUUCAACCAGCAGGGGUGGGUAUGCAUUGUAAAGGUAUUUUUCGCAGUCUGGCAUGACAAAAUCCGAUUUGCAAAGAAAAAUCAGCAUGACGGAGUUCAUAUUUGGUUUUGCGAAAGUUUGUCAUGCAAUUCAUACUAGUACGACUGCGAUUGUUUUGCAAUGCAUACUGGGAUUACGAAAAGUGUUUCUCGGAGGUCAAGGCUUUAGUCGUGAAAGCGGCCAUCGCGGUCGAGCCGAUUAUUGUUUCCACGCUGCACAGGAGUACGAAUCUGGACGAUGUGGUGGCGAACAGCGGAGGGGGUAAUGGUAAUAGUUCAGGGAACAAGGACGGAAGUUCUGGUUCGACAGUGGGGGACCAGAGCAACACAAGUCCGUGCUUCGAGAUCUACGGCUUCGACGUUUUGCUAGACGCGAACAGGAGGCCGUGGCUGCUGGAAGUAAACGUGUCGCCGUCGUUGUCAUCGAGUUCGCCAUUAGAUCGGAGAAUAAAGACCAUGCUGUUAGCAGACACGCUGACGCUGAUCGGUAUACAAAUUGUGACUUUUACUUAGUUUGUGUUUUGCGAAAUAAAUGGGAUAUGUUUGUUCUUGUUUGUAGAGGAGAUUAUGCAUGGUAAGUUUUUGCUGGCAAUUAAGUAAUCAAAAACCGUAUCACAGGUCUCCGCCCUUUCGACAGCGAGCAGAUCCAGAAGGAGCGCAAGCACGCGGCGAAAAAUCGGACCAGCAGAAAGCUCGCCAUAGCGACGUCCUCCGACAACUCUAGCGGCAACACCGCGUCCCACAGCAAGCACGACGGCGGAAAACCGAAGAAGCUGGGCCAAGGGCUGACGAAUCUCCUCCUUGGUCAGCUCCACGAGAAGGGACCGAAUUUUACGCCCUUUAUCCUGUGUAAAAACGUCCCCAUCCCAGAGUCAAGAUGGCAAUUCUGCAACGCAGAUCCAGAAGUUUUGGGAGUCACGCAUGACAAACUUUUCUCUGUACUGUAAUGCGGGCUAGCAAGGACGGCCGCAUCACAGCGCCAUCCUGGUAUCCUGUUUACCGCAUCACAAGUUCAAUAUACAGAAUUGAAAAUACCUGUCAUGGGGAAGCGCAUUACAAGUUUUCCUGCGAUUGCAAAUCUGCAUGACAACUCUGGGGUUGGGACGUUUUUGCUCAGUAUACCCUUCCUGCAACAGUUCCAGGAGCCGGAGUGGCGGCUGAUCCUAGUAUGCAUUGCAAAUUUGUCUGGGUCCUCUGGGAGGAUGCGAACUUGUCAUGCUCUGUCUGGAUCAUACAAAAAUUUGUGUUGCAUGACUACCACAAGCUGUGCAGUUUUGAACAAGUUUAAAGGCAGUUUGUCAUGCAGGAUAGGCAUCAUAGGAACGUCGCAGAACCUGUCACGCUAGGUCCUGCAUUCCAAACCUCAUGGGGCAUGGAAGAUAUGCAUGAGAAGUUUGCAUUCUUCCAGACCCAGACAUAUUUGCAUUUGAUACCUAGAGCACGUGGACGAAACCUACCGCAGUUCGGACCUGGAACCGCUUUAUGGAUUGUAAAAAUGUCUGGGUCUGGAAGGUUGCAACUUGUCAUGGUGAAUCUGAAGCAUGCGAAAAUCUGUGUUGCAUGAGUGCCAAAAGCUGUCCACUUUUGACCAAGUUGGAAGGGAGUUUCUCAUGCAGGAUAGGCAUGGCAGAGACCUCGCAGAGUCUGUCAUGCUGAGAGCCGCAUUCCAGACCUCAUGGGUCAUGGAAAAUCUGCAUGACAGGUCUACACUUUUCCAGACCCAGAUAUUUUUGCAUUUGAGACGCUUUUCCCCCGGUCCAAAGAGGUCGCGCUGCAGUUCUCGGAAUUCUUUCCGACGCCUCGGAUUUCCAACCGAAUCCUGGCGGUUUUUUACCUGUGCGGCGGGGAGAAGAUUCUGAAGUCGCGGAAGCUGCAGGAGCAACUGAAACUGGACUUUCUCUUGCAAAACAACAUCAUUUUGAACGCGGCGAAGAUUUGA
Amoebophrya sp. A120 is the source of this 10927-nucleotide messenger RNA. NCBI's taxonomy places the organism in Eukaryota, Dinophyceae, Syndiniales, Amoebophryaceae. The record is from the annotation of a GenBank genome assembly.